AAUAAGCAGCAGCGACCAACCAACAAGAACAUCAACAGCAACAAGAAGAAGUGACAACAGUAACAACAUUACGUCGUCUUCAUGUCAACAUGGAUCCGCCGAAUUUAACUUAUUUAGUGUUACUUCUGACCAUUUUUGCUGCUAGUUCUCAUGGAAGAAUUCAUGAACUCAAACUUCAGGGUGAUGAGCGAAGAUACAUUGCGCUCACCACAUUUGGUUUCUACAAGGGUGGCUAUUUAAAUGUCAGGCUACUUAAUUUCCAUCCGCAACCAUUGGAUAAAAAUCAUGUGUAUGGGUUCAGCUUGGAUAGAACUUUAAGUGAUGCAAUGAAUCCUUAUCUGGAUAGUCAUCAAGAGCGCUGUCUGCUUGAAGAGCCUAGCCGACCUGAAACGGAGAACCCCAACAGUCCACCUGUUGUCUAUUUUACCAUGGACCUUAAGAACUUGAAACUAAAUGUGAGUUGUAGUAGAAAAAUCCCAACCCUUCAUGUGUAUCAGAACAUCUCAUCCCUUCCAGCAUUGUCUGAGCAUGUUCAAGAAAGCGCAAUGCCAUCCCAGGUCUUGAGAGCAGCCAGAUCUGCUGAAGAUGAGUCUCGUACACCCUGUUCGAAUUUGCAAUGGCCAAUAACUACUGAUGCCAAAAGAGAAUAUUUCAAUGCAUCGUUUGUGAUGUAUGUGGCAACUGAAGCAGAAGAGGGAUUGUACAACCUGUACUUCCACAGCUGUCCAAACUACCACAGUGACGAUGCUGAAGUGUCCAUCACUUUUACUAUGGAAAUAGAGGAGACAAAUCAAGGAAACUACCUCUCAGCAGGAGAAAUGCCACUACCAGCUCUCUACUUCAUGAUGGCAUUACUUUUCUUCCUUUCUGGUUGCUUCUGGGUGUUUAUAUUGCGCCAUAGCAAACAUCCUGUUUACAAGAUUCAUUAUUUGAUGGCAGUUUUGGUUUAUUUGAAGUCAUUAUCUCUGCUCUUCCAUGCCAUCAAUUUCCAUUUUAUUCAAACAAAAGGAGAACAUGUUGCUGCUUGGGCAAUUCUGUUUUAUGUGACUCAUCUUUUGAAAGGUGCUGUACUUUUCAUCACAAUUGUGUUGGUGGGAACAGGAUGGAAUUUUAUCAAAUACAUUCUAUCAGAAAAAGAUAAGAAGAUUUUUAUGAUUGUCAUACCACUGCAGGUCCUUGCCAAUGUAGCAGAGAUCAUAAUUGAGGAAUCAGAGGAAGGAGACAUUGAGCACAGAAUGUGGAGAGAAGUCUUCAUCUUUGUGGACCUGAUAUGCUGUGGUGCAAUUUUAUGUCCAGUUGUGUGGUCUAUAAGGCAUCUUCAGGAAGCGUCCGAGACCGAUGGGAAAGCGGCCAUUAACUUGCGCAAAUUGAAACUCUUCCGACACUUCUACAUUGUUAUUGUGUGCUACAUUUACUUCACAAGAAUUAUAGUGUGCCUGCUGAGGAUGACCGUUCCAUUCCAAUACGAGUGGCUUGAUGAGAUGUUCAGGGAAAUGGCCACCUAUGUCUUCUUUGUUUUAACCGGAUAUAAAUUCAGGCCAGCUGCUGCCAAUCCAUACUUCCAAGUUAACACAGAUGAAGAAGAAGAAGAAGAUGAAGAAGUUGACAUUGUUAUUACAGAAACGGGAUUGACGGAGGGACUUGCCAAGAUAUCCAGAAGUCUAGGUGUUCCAAGUGGAUCAGGUGAUGUCGAUGAAGACAGAGUCAACCUUCUAUCCAAGCGUGAGAGCAGCCACGAGUACGACUGACUUUAAGAGAUUGGGCCACUGAUAUUAGUUUACAAAAAGAAAAAUGGCAGUACAGUACAGCACCGUCCUUUGAGAUGUGAAUUUGUAAUGAUUACCUUGAAACCGUAUGUACUCUUGAUCUUUUUAAUUGUGUUUCUGGGGGUUAGCUGGGGUAUGGAUGUUUUUGCGUGAGUUACUGGCAACUCAUGGGUCAGAUUGGCACUUGCUUCUGUCCCUUCAAGGUGUUGCUUUGCACUCGUUAUGAAUGAAAGAAGGAAAACAUUUAACCCUGUCUGUGAAUAUUUAUUGUUAUUUAUACAUUUAUCUGAGCAAACAGGCUCUUUUUAUUCUAACAUAGCCAACAGUGAUAGUUUCCAUAUUACCUUACAUCUUCACCCUCCUGUUACCUUUGUAUUUGCACAUCACUUCUCAUAGUCAAACAUUUUGGCAAUAAUUUAUCAGUAUGGUUAAACUCCUUUCUUUUGGGUGUUGCAGUAAUCCUCCCUACCACACCAACCAUGCUAUUUUUACUGUGUGCGGUAGUCCUUGCUUGAUGGCAUGUGCCACUCUGCUUCACUGUUGUGUUUUCCUUAUAAUGUAUCUAGUCUUGAACUUCUGCAUAGUAUGUUUUAAGGUCUGUUGUAGGAUCAGCAGUGUGUGAGCAAAUUAACUACUGGUAACAUGUAAGACUGAGGUUCUUGGAAUUUCAAUGGAACUGUUUGUUUCAAACACAAUUUUUCUUUGUUGUUAAGAUUCAUUUUCUUUCCCCUUUCAAAUAAUUUGCUAAGGUAAAUACAAAUGUAAAAUAGUGAUCAAGAUUGAGGCUUCUUUUGAGAAUGUAGUGUUUCUUGAUCUGAUAUAUCACUAAAACGAAAAUUAAUAGAUUGGAGUAGUUCGUCAUGGCUGUGAUUGAUUUAUGUUGAUGCUACCAUUUAGUGUGAAAUCUGAAUGGAAGAUCUUUCAGAUAGUUUUUGUUCUGAUCUGUAGUCAAAUUUCAUAAACAUGUUUUUACUCUAUAUUAUUUAAUUUACAGCUUGGACUUUCUCUUUAAAAUAUUAUUGCUUUUUGUAACUUUCUAUAAUGUAAUGCAGGCUCUAUAAAUAUAAGAUAUUUUAGGUCAUGUUUCUAUGUUUACUUUAUAUACUACUGAUGCACCAUUUCCAACCCCAUGUUGAAUGAGGAUGAGUUUUGGGAUUAGAUCAUGGGGGUAAUUGACAUUUGGGUCCAUAUGAAAAGAGUCUAGGUACAUACACUAACCAACUUUUGAGUUGGUAGUGAACUUUGAAAAGUCAUUUACCAUGAAUGUGGAUUUUACUACUAGCAGUUCAUUCGCUUUUGUUAAAAACACUUUAGGUUUAAUAAUAAAAAUUCAUUGACUGGCAAUUUUUGGGAUGUUGUGGAGCUCACAUAAUGUUGUAUAUUCUUAUAUUUGUGAUAAACCUUGUGGGUUAUCAGCAAAUGAAACAAAAGGGUUUCAAAAAUAUGUAUUUGUACCACUAGCCAUUGAUGAGACGCACUUAUUGUCAAGUCGAAAUUUACCUGCAAUUUUGUGAGUUGUGGGACAGCAUAAGUAACGUAUCCAUGUGAUGAAUGUAGGUUGAAGCUACAUUUGGCUUGAAUUUAUCAGUGCCUUUUCUGCUUUUAUACUUUGAACUGAUGAUGACUUUUCUUUUUUCCUUUUUGCCUUGGUUUAUUUAGUCUAGGAACCAAUGGUUGUGGUCAGCAGUAUUGUCUUUAUACAUGAGGUACUGGCUAUAUUAUUUCAGAAAUCUAUCUAUAAUGUUAUCAUAGAGAGUGAAGCCAGAUACCUGUGUAUUGAUCCAAUCUUUCUUUGUAGAGUCACUGCCCUGUGAUGUUUGUGCAAUGUUACUUAAUAGGAAAAAAUGUGCACUGGCAAUAAAGACUGGAUCACUAAUA
Molecule: messenger RNA, 3644 nt
Organism: Thrips palmi
Lineage: Eukaryota; Metazoa; Arthropoda; Insecta; Thysanoptera; Thripidae
Product: protein GPR107
Exons: 13
Coding region: 90-1748 (552 amino acids)
Biological process (GO): transport
Cellular component (GO): membrane; Golgi apparatus
Source: RefSeq, a predicted model, not a curated record